AACUACGCAUAUUCUUACAGCUAAUAUUACACAUCUCCAACGAAUUUCCUUUCCAGAUUAUUAUUAAAAAUAAAUAAAUCCAAUCCUUCCUCCUCCUCCUAACUUCCAUUCCCCAUCCUCGCUCCUUUUCCUCUCUCCAUUCACUCUCUCACUCAAGCAGAAACGAAUGCAGAGAAGAAGAAUGCUUCGCUAUGGGAGAAGAAGACUCGCUCUUUCAAAUUAAAUUAAAUUAAAUUUGAAUUUAAAUUCUAGUUUCUUCCGAUAGUCAGUGCACCAAUCUCCGUCAAUUUCAAUGUCGUCUACCUUCAGUCCGUCACGAAAUAGUCCUGGCAGCUCCAGGCUACAGCUCCAGCUUGGUGUUGUUUCUAGGUUGAGAUCUUCGUCUUUAAAGAAGCCGCCUGAGCCGCUCCGCCGUGCCGUUGCUGAUUGUUUGUCCUCCUCCUCUGUUGCCUCCACUUCUCAACAUGGAAUUUCCUCCGUUACUCUGACUGAUGCCCCUAGAACGCUUCGUGAUUAUCUGGCAGCCCCUACAACUACCGACCUGGCUUAUGGUGUAAUUCUAGAACAUACAAUUGCAGAGAGGGAACGCAGUCCAGCAGUAGUUGGAAGAUGCGUGGCACUUUUGAAGCGACACCUUCUACGAUAUAAACCAAGUGAGGAGACAUUAUUUCAGAUUGAUCGGUUUUGUGUGAGCUUAAUUGCCGAGUGUGAUAUUAGCCUAAAACGAAGAUCGUUAACAUGGUCUGGAUCUCCAAAUCAACAAUCUGUUUCAUCAACAUCUACAAUUUAUUCACCUUCUCCUCCUGUGUGCAUUUUUGCUUCUGGAGCUCUUGUAAAGUCAUUAAAUUAUGUGCGUUCCCUUGUGGGCCAACAUAUUCCAAAGCGAUCUUUCCAGCCAGCAGCUUUUGCUGGAGCUCCCUCUGUGUCAAGGCAGUCACUUCCAACUCUAUCAUCUUUGUUGAGUAGAUCUUUUAAUUCCCAAUUAAGCCCUGCAAAUGGGGUGGAAUCCUCGGAGAAGAAAGACACUACUACUUUACCUGUUUCAAACUUAUCAAAUGUUGAAAAUGUUGAGAUGGCAGAGGAUCUUGAUUACAUUGCGGUUGAUGUUUUGCAGUGGCGUUGGGUUGGGGGACCAUUUCUAUCAACUGAGAGUGAUCGUCCUGUGGAUCUCCAUGAUGUGAGCAUAUGCAAAUUCCUAGAAUUAGGUGCUGCAGCUCUGCUUGUAGGAGACAUGGAAGCUAAAAUGCAGGGUCAGCCUUGGAAAUAUUUUGGAACAUCUGAUAUGCCUUAUCUUGAUCAAUUAUUGCAGCCUUCAUCAGCCACAACAAUUACCAAUUCAACCUCAGCUCGUCCCCACCUGAGAGCAAUAACAGCAUCUAAGCGCAGUAAAGCAGGACCUCGACAAAUCUGGGAGGAUUCUCCUGUGAGUACGUUUCGCCCACGUGCUCGACCGCUCUUCCAAUAUCGUCACUACAGUGAACAACAACCUUUACGAUUAAACCCUGCUGAGGUAUGUGAGGUCAUUGCUGCAGUUAGCUCAGAGACAUAUUCUUCUAGUGCCAAUCAUUUGACUAUAUCAUCUAGAUUAAGUAAUAACAGUGGAAAGCCGUCAAUGGAUGUGGCUGUGAGUGUUCUUAUUAAACUUGUCAUUGACAUGUAUGUUCUGGACUCUGGGACAGCUGCUCCUCUCACUCUGUCAAUGCUUGAGGAAAUGCUUAAUUCUUCAAAAGCUGCUUGUAGGGUCCGUGCCUUUGAUUUAAUUCUGAACCUCGGGGUUCAUGCUCAUUUGUUGGAACCAAUGUUGAUCAAUGAUACUUCUACUACAAUUGAAGAAGAGUAUUCACAAGAAUCAUUUUAUGAUUGUGAAGAACAACUUCCGACACAGGGGAACCAGAAAGCCGAUUCUGUUGACAAGCUGGGCAGUUCAUCAGCAAUUGAUAACUUUGAGUCAUGGAUUUUAAAUAUUUUAUACGAGAUACUUCUUCUUCUUGUCCAGACAGAGGAGAAAGAACAAUCUGUUUGGGCCUCUGCUUUAAGCUGUUUGCUUUAUUUUGUAUGUGAUAGAGGCAAAAUCUUAAGAAACCGAUUAGAAGGCCUUGACAUAAGGGUCAUUAAAGCCUUAAUAGAGACUAGCAGGAAGAAUUCUUGGGCAGAAUUGGUUCAUAGCAAGCUCAUUUGCAUGUUAACAAAUAUGUUUUAUCAAGUUUCUGAUGGGUCUAUGAUGUUUGUCUCAACAAACCCGGUGUUUCUCAUAGACCAGCUUGACCUGAUUGGGGGAAUUGAGUUCAUUUUCUAUGAGUAUUCUCUGGCUAACUUGAGAGAAGAGAGGAGAAAUCUAUACUUGAUUCUUUUUGAAUAUGUGUUGCAUCAAAUAAAUGAAGCUUGCAUAGCUGCUGGGCUGUCUGAAUAUGGUGACAAUGAGAUUCAACCUAUUGCAUCUCUCCUCACUCUUGCUAAUGCACCUGAAGCUCUUUACAUGUCUGUUAAGUUGGGUGUUGAAGGCAUUGGGGAGCUUCUGAGAAGAUCAAUUUCUUCUGCAUUAUCUAGAUAUCCCAACAAUGAACGACUGAAUUUGCUCUUGGAGAAUAUAGCAGAGAAAUUUAAUGCAAUAAUCAGUUCCUUUACUCAUUUGGACAAAGAGUUCUCUCAUCUAAUUGAAAUAACCCAAUCUUACAAGUUUCUGGAAAGUUUGGAGAGUGCAAUACUAACAAAUGGUGUCGGCAUGAAAUCAAAACUAUCUUGGGCCACUUUGCAUUCUCUUCUUCACUCAGAAAGGAUUGCCUACCGUCGGAAUGGCUAUACCUGGUUGGGUGAUUUGCUUAUUGCUGAAAUUACCGAGGGAAGCAAUGUGAAUGUAUGGUUAAAUGUCAAAGAAUUGCAGGGUAAAAUUGCCUAUGCUGGUGUACAUGAUUCUUCAGUUUCGUCAGAUGUUCCUGUGUCAAUUUGGCUUAUGUGUGGUCUUUUGAAGUCCAAACAUAAUAUCAUCAGAUGGGGCUUCCUGUUUGUUCUAGAGAGACUUCUCAUGCGCUGCAAAUUUUUGUUAGACGAGAAUGGAAUGCAAUCCUCAAGGAGCAAUGAUGCCAGUCACGAGCAUGCAGAUAGCCGACUUGAUAAAGCAAAUGCUGUGAUAGACAUUAUGAGCAGUGCUCUAUCCUUGGUGGCUCAAAUAAACGAAACAGAUCGCAUCAACAUUUUGAAGAUGUGUGAUAUAUUAUUCUCUCAAUUGUGCCUGAAAGUUCUCCCUGCAACUGCAAUCCCAAAUGGUGAAGGAAUGCAAAAGAGUAAAGUUAAUGGUGGAGCGGAUGAAAAUAAAAAAAUUGAUACUGGUGAGCGCAUAUCUCGAUUAGAAAAAAUUGAUGACUUUCGCUGGAAUGAAUUCAUGGAAAAAGCUGAUAGCAGAUCCAGCUACAGCAUUAAUAGUUCUCUCACGUGCAAUACAACAUCAAUGACAGCACUGCUUCUCCAAGGACAGGCUAUUGUUCCUAUGCAAUUAGUUGCACGUGUUCCUGCUGCGUUGUUUUAUUGGCCACUUAUUCAGCUAGCUGGUGCAGCAACAGACAAUAUUGCUUUGGGUGUUGCUGUUGGAAGCAAAGGAAGAGGAAACCUUCCUGGUGCAGCGUCAGAUAUUAGGGCAACUCUUCUGUUGCUUCUAAUCGGUAAAUGCACGGCAGAUCCUUCUGCUUUCCAAGAAGUCGGCGGAGAAGAAUUUUUUAGGGAACUUUUAGAUGAUACAGAUUCAAGGGUAGCGUAUUACUCUUCAGCUUUUCUUUUAAAGAGAAUGAUGACAGAAAAACCUGAUGAGUACAAGCACAUGCUUCAGAAUCUCAUCUUUAAAGCACAGCAGAGCAACAAUGAGAAGCUGUUGGAAAAUCCGUACCUUCAGAUGCGUGGCCUGCUUCAACUCUCAAAUGAUGGGCUGUAAUAUAAUGACUCUUGGAGACACUGCAAUGCUGAGUCAUUUGAAAUUCUCCACUCUUGUCUCCCGUGAUCUUUCACUCACCCGGGGACAUUUGACAAAGUCUUGAGGAUCCAUAAUUGGAUUAUGCCUGGUGUUUUAGGCAUGCAAUAACUCAAGUUGGUUUCUGUUAUAUGGAAGUACGUCAACCAGGCAAAAUAUUUGAUUAAAGUGGAGUAUGGGUCUCUAGACCCUCCUCCACCAUUUACCAGUGAAAUAAGAAAAAGGCUCUGGACACAAGAUGAACUGAGAAAUUGGAGAAGCUGAGAAAUUUCUGUGGACUCCAUAUGUUCCAAGAUCAGCCGCCUCUUCAAUUGUUGCAUCAAGAUGCCUAAGAUAAUUGUGCGUUAACCAGACAGAAUUUUCAACUGGAGGACCAAGUUUGAAAUAUAUCUGAAGGUUUGAACUGGCACGGACACUAAAAGACUGGCCAGAUUAAAAGAUUUUCAGGAAUUGUUUUGGAGUAACCUAGUCAACAAUUCCGGUAAUUGGUUUUUUCCACUUAAAUCUAACAGAGUUCAGAGACUUGAAAUAUAAUCAGUUAUUGUGUGCAUACUGUUAAGAGAAGGCUUUCAGGCAGCUUAGUCAAUCUUUUCUUUUGUGCAGAAUCAUUGAAUUGAAUCCAGGCUUCUUUUAUUUUAUUUGUAUACCCAAGGGCAGUGUUGAAUUCAGGCUUCAUUUUUUACACAGCCAUCAUUCUUAAUAUAAACCUUGGAGUUCGUUUUUAACUCAAAAGGAGGCUAUCAAUUUUGUCGUGACAAGACACUGAAUUAUGUUCGCUCAGUGACCAGGACCUGUAGGUGCUAGCUGACCUGGAUCACAAGUCUCUCCAGCUGUCUUGUUUAGGAAAUGUAAUUUAGGCCAUCUUCAGAGUGUCCCUUUUUUUCUUUUGGGCCUGUGUUGUUUCUUACUCUCUUUUUUCUUUUUACGUUGUAAAGAUGUAAUUUUUCUUCAUUUUUUGUGCAUCUCCUCCACCUUGGCGUGAUUCUUUGUAUAAUUACUGUUGAGAAUUUUCUUUUACCGAGUUUUGAGCGUACAAGCUGAUUUAAAUAAAAGUGUCAGCUGGUACCUUAUUUAAA
Populus nigra (black poplar) is the source of this 5034-nucleotide messenger RNA. RefSeq lists its product as uncharacterized. The record is from RefSeq and is a predicted model, not a curated record. Bases 293 to 3922 code for a protein of 1209 amino acids. Lineage: Eukaryota; Viridiplantae; Streptophyta; Magnoliopsida; Malpighiales; Salicaceae. The transcript is spliced from 18 exons.